CCCAGAAUAACCCAUCUGUCCAUUUGUUCUCUUAACUCCUUCAGAAAUAUCUACUACUACGUACACAAAUAUCUCUCUUCACACACGCACACGCAUAUAUAUAUAUAUAUAUAGAGAGAGAGAGAGAGAGGGGCAUUAAUUGAAAUAUAGAGAUGACGAACUUUCCGACAUGCAUCCAGUGCGGUACGAGAAGUAACCCUUGCCGGUGCAAGGUAUUUGGGCCCACACUUGGGUUCUUGGCGUUUGUGGCCACGGCGGUGGUGGAAUGGCCGGUGGGCGCUCUCGUCUACAUCUUCCGCCACUCGAAGGGCCGCCGCAUCAUGGCUCAUCCGGCCACCGUUGUUUACCCUAAGGUGUCCAGAGCCAUUCCCAUUUGAGCAUCUCUCUCAAUUGGAUGAUGUUGCCUAAAAAGAGAUAUGUUAGGGGGCUUUUUUUGUUUUUUUUUUUUUUUUUUUUUGUGCGCUAUUAUAGUAUAUGCUGAACUACUUAUGUUGAAAUUUUCUGUACUUACAUUUGAAUAAAUAAGAGAGUAAUUUUCAAUA
Molecule: messenger RNA, 542 nt
Organism: Cornus florida
Lineage: Eukaryota; Viridiplantae; Streptophyta; Magnoliopsida; Cornales; Cornaceae
Exons: 1
Coding region: 153-377 (74 amino acids)
Source: RefSeq, a predicted model, not a curated record